Messenger RNA from Drosophila obscura, 5518 nucleotides. It is a transcript of the gene dpr6, whose product is annotated as junctional adhesion molecule A. The coding region runs from base 1803 to 2954 and encodes 383 amino acids. The transcript is spliced from 7 exons. The record is from RefSeq and is a predicted model, not a curated record. Gene Ontology annotation, biological process: synapse organization. Gene Ontology annotation, cellular component: neuron projection membrane. Lineage: Eukaryota; Metazoa; Arthropoda; Insecta; Diptera; Drosophilidae.
AAGCUCCACUGAAGCUUCACUGUGCACGGCGAAGCUCCAGCUGCUGCCCAUUCACCGAUUCAGUUCACGUGGCGCGACAGAUGAAACGCGUAUCCUCAGCGCGUGUGUUUUUGGCAAUCCUUGCAGCGCGGCGCAAACAACGUAAGAUGCGAUGCUAUGAAAUGUGCGCAAAGCAAUAAAACAAACGACAAUUGAUUGAAAUACAAUUUAUAAAUAACAACUAAACGUGUUUAGCGGCGUGUGAGCGUGGGAGAGUGCCCCUACACUACACGCUCUGUGUGCGUGAAAGUGACAGACUGAUACAAAUAAACCGCAAUUUGCAUGAUAUUUACUGUUUAUUGCUUUGAUUUUGUGAUUUGCGUCGUAUACUCCUUCGCUUCGCCCGCUGCCGGUAAUCAAUAAACAAAGGCAAAAGCCAGUCACCGUCAUAACUGUAAGCCCACUCUACUCGUGUCUACCGAGUGUUUUUAGGAUAAAUGUGCAAAUAAAGUGGAAGUCUAAAAGCCGGCCACACACACACACACGCGCAAAAAGUAAAAGCGCUUUACCCGAGGAGCCUCUUCUCGCAAGCAGCUGUUAUUGUUGCCUAUGAUGGCCGGAACGGGGUCAAAAGUUCGUGUCUUGGCCUGUUAUAUCCCCCGCUAAUUCAACCACACUCGCAUUCAGACACACUAACACACACUCAAAGCAGAACAGAGAAACAGAGUAAGGAAAAAGGAGAGGAGAAGUGUUCCUCAAGUGCAGGCAAAGACAGAGCGUCGCCCCGUCUGGCAGACAAAGAAUUAGACAAGUGCCGGUCCAGGCAACCCACACCCCACACACACACCCCCCGAAAGCCGAGACAAACUAGGCCAAUACGCGAGAAAGCAGCCUAAACCAGGGGAGGAGCUGAAGUGCAAGACCCAAGAGCAGGGGGAGGAGCAGAAGAAGAGCAGCCAAAGACCAGAGCCAGAGCCUAAGACUUUGCAGAACAGAACAUAACAGAACAGAGGAGAAGCAUUCCAAAACUCAACCGGCGAAAGAGCAGAAGAGGAGGAGGAGGAGGAGGCGGAGUACCAGUGUACCCCGCAAAAAACACACUGCAACACACAUACAACUACAAAAUAUAAUAAAGACAAAAGUGAAAAGUUCUCUAGCUCUCUGGCCAUUUGUCAAUGACUGUGACUGUGACUGUGUGUGGAGUGACUUCUCGCGUGACUUCCAUCCGACAUACAAUGCCCGUAUCCGUAUCCGUGUCGUGUCCCGUGUCUGUGUCUGCGGCGGGCAAGCACCACGCGGAAGUGGAAUAACUGCUGAAACAGACUCCCAGGACACGGACUACUCCAAAAGAGGACCACUCGCGCUGCCACAAUUCGUGUAGAAGAGGACGAGGACGACGAGCCUGGCCGUAAAACAGAGGCGGUAAAUAGAAAAAGCAAAACGACAAACGGCAAGCAGCCAUCCAGCCUUUGUCUGCGCUGUCUGGGGCCCUGGCAAUUGGCCAAGUUAAUAGAGAAAGCCAGAGCCACCGCCGGGAGGCCCGAUAAUGACGUUGCUGCAGCUGCAGCCGCUGCUUCUGCCUCCAACCCCAUGAUGAUGAUUCUGCUAACUUGGUUAUUGCUGCCGGCAUAGACACAAAAACACAGACGCAGAAACAGAAAUAGACGCAGACACAGACACAGCGAGCGACAACAAGAACAAAAAGAUAAAGCUGCCACACCCACUUACCAGCCCUCGUCCAGGACCAGGCCAUCGUCCAGGCUUACUGCAUUUCCGCUUCUUGUUCCUGUCGCCGCCAUCAUCCAGGCAUCGUGGCCAUCGCCAUGCCACUCCACAUGGCGCACAGCAUCUGCGUGGCCUGGCUGCUGCUCCUCGUCGUGAUUGUGAUGAGCGAUAUGACAAAUGGCGGCGUGCAGGGCCCCAACGAGGGUUACAACUCGCUGGAAGAGAUGAUGAUGACAACGACAGACAGGGCACAGGCAGCCAUGCUACUGCCCACUGCGCCCACUGUCGCCUACACGCAUCCCAAAUGGAUGGAGCCAUAUUUCGAUCCCUCGACGCCGCGCAAUGUCACCGCCCUCAUGGGCAAGAACGCCUAUCUCAGCUGCCGUGUGCGCAAUUUGGCCAACAAAACGGUAUCGUGGAUACGGCACCGCGAUAUACACAUACUGACUGUCGGCUCGUACACCUACACCUCCGAUCAGCGGUUUCAGGCCACCCAUCACCAGGACACCGACGACUGGACGCUGCAGAUAAAGUGGGCCCAGAAGCGUGAUGCGGGCAUGUACGAGUGCCAGAUAUCGACGCAGCCGGUUCGCAGCUAUUUCGUCCGUCUGAAUGUUGUCGUGCCAACGGCUACCAUUCUGGGAGGACCUGACCUUCACGUUGAUAAAGGCAGCACCAUAAAUCUCACUUGCACUGUAAAGUUCAGCCCCGAACCACCGGCCUACAUCUUCUGGUAUCAUCACGAGGAGGUCAUUAAUUAUGAUUCAUCAAGAGGCGGCGUGUCGGUAAUUACCGAAAAGGGCGAUGUGACAACCUCAUUUCUGCUGAUACAGAAUGCAGAUCUGGCCGAUUCGGGCAAAUACUCGUGUGCCCCCUCGAAUGCAGAUGUGGCCAGUGUGCGUGUCCAUGUCCUAAAUGUUCGGGCCAUAAUUUCAGGUGAACAUCCGGAGGCCAUGCAAACAGGCUCAUCCGGUUGUCAGUACAAUUGGCUGACAAUUGUCCUGCUGCUGGGACUCGUCCUGUGCUACAGUCAACAGUGCACAGCCGCACUGCCAUCUCAGUUGCCAGGGUCAGAAACAGCAGCACCAGCAGCAACAGCAGCACCAGCAAGUGCAGCCAGUGAAAGUGCAACUGGCACUGCCACAUCGAGGAAGCGUUGCCCUGCGGUCGCCAGCUGCCACCAAGCCGCAAGCCACGCCAACACUCUGGCCCUGGCCCAGACCCAGGCCAAACGCCACUGUCACAGAUGAUCGAAUGGAGGCGACAAUGGCGGACAGCAGCAGCAGAAGCAGCAGCAACCACAACUAUCUAGCGUAAUUUAAGGAGACACAUGAAAUGUGUAAGCGUGCGAGUGAGUAUAAGUCCGAGUGAAUGGGCAUUUGAGUGUUUGCUAUUCAGUCAUAAGUGUGUCAGUUUUAAACUAUCAACUCAAAGUACUCAAAGUGGGAGAGUGGUAACUGCAGCACUCAGCAUUUGCUGCACAAUGUGGCACAAUGGCCUAGUAAUUGAAACCUAUAAUCUGAUAGUUCUGAUAGUAAGUGCAAUCUACAUUCCCUAAUACAUAAACAGUCAGAAGAAAGAUCCAAAAUCGUUGACUUCCACCAACUACCUUUCGACCUUCAUUAAAAUCUGUUAAUUAAAAUAUAAUUAGCCAACGGAAUGGGAUUAAUUCCAACCCAUUCCAUUGCCCCUGCCAUUGUAAAGCAUUAAAAGCGUCUAUUUAAAUAUGUGUGUGUAAGCUAAAAGAUUACUGUUUAAUGUGUAUAUUUUAACCAAAACAAAAAAAAAAGGAAUCAAAACUAACCAUAGUGAGAGUGUAAAUAAACAAACUUGAACGUAAUUGCAGCAUAAAUGCAGAAAGGCAAACACAAAGUAUGAUAGGAAUGAGUAAUCUCUUUGGCCAGCGGCGAGGACUCUUUUUAAUAUAUAUCAAUGAAUAAUCAAAUAAUGUGCAGAAGCUCCAUAUUCCAUAAUUAGAUAAAAACGUACAUUGCGUGCCAGGCAGCAGACAGCAGCAGCGCACAGCAUCGAGCCAUAAAACAUUUAAAUUGUUGCCAUAUCAAUAUCAUGCAAAUAUUUGCAUUGCGCAAUUUUCCACCAAACUAAAUGUAAAUUUGAUUUCCCCUUAAAAACCGUUUAUUUAUUUCUUAUUGCCACGGCAUUUUGUGUCAAUAUUCAAUAAUUUAAUGACAUUCUACAGUGAGCUAAAACAAUUUGAUUUUAGUUGAAAAAAAAUGCAGUUAGUCUAAUAGAGAGAGUUGGUCAAUAUUUUCUUCAACAAUGUUGGCAUCCAAAAAGUUAAUUUGAUUUCCGUUAGCUCGUUUUCAACACAACUUUAAUUAUAAUAAUUGUAUGGCUCUAUUAAGCGAACACUCACCGCGUUGACAGGACAAUUCUUUUAGUUGUAAUAUUUCAUAAUUAUAAAAAAAAAACGUAAUUACAUUGAAUGACACAAGUGCCAGCAAGUACAUAAGUGUGCCAUUACGCGUAACAAAAAAUCCGCUGAUUCCCCCUCGAUCAAAUUGCAUAAAUUGAUUCUAUUAAGCAAUGAUACUCGUGAAAUGUGGAAAAAAAAAAUAAACAUAAUUUCGAUUGGUGGUACAAAAAAGUUGCAAUAAAAACCCGAUUGACACACAUAUAAUAUCUCUCAUAAUUGUUAUAAUUAAAAAACAACAGUUUUACUGCCCGAACAAAGGGAUAAAUUAAAUAACAUUUGUUAGCCAAAUCAAGCAAUAACCAAACUCAAACUGGCCCCCAUCAAAACCUAUUGAGAUCGUUUGGCCAAUUAAAAUGUACGCCGCUGAUGUGUUUGCGCCCCAUCCACUUUUUAUAAUGAAACAUAAUUCCAAAUUAUGCAUUGCCAUUGUGUGUUUCUGCGGUCGGAGAAAGACAGAGCAAAUUAUAUUAAUUUCAGUUAAGCUGUAAAAAUAAUUUUAGCCAUAAGCCGAUUUUAUGUGUGUGUGUUAUCGGGCAAAUUGUAUCAUAAAUGUUAAUGUAUCAGGUGCACAGGAUAGAUUUAUCGGAGAAUACAAGUACAGGAAAAGUGAUCAAUAGAAACGGAUCUUCCUGUACAUCUAUCUAUAUGUCUGUCUGUCUGUAUCAAUAACCGAACCUAGUACGAAAUACAUUUGUAAAUACCAAUCCAAAGCCCACUUUCCAAUCCUAUCGCAGGUAUCCUGCCAUCCUGGCAGUUUUGGGGACUGUAAAUCCAUCUGAAACUGCAGCUAACCAAUCAAAAAGAUAGAUAACCAUACACAAAUAGCUACACAGAGAUUUGAGUUAAGUGUGAAUAAAUACAUAUGCCAGCCAAUUUGUAAUUCAGAAAUGGUAAUGCCCAUAAGCCCGCAGGCAUUUGCCGUAAACAGUAGUGCAUACUGCAGUACAUACAUAUAAAUCUAUAUAAUCGCAGGCCGUCAACUAAGUAAUUCCUGUAUAUUAAAGUUAAUUAGUGAGAGCCGAGAACUAUGCAUUAGCCCCCCCAAUGGCAUACCAUACCAUGCAUAGUUGAGUAGUUUUAAUAAAGCAAUCGAACUGUAUAAAACGAUGAUAAAACCCCACUACUUUUAGCUGUUGAAUUAACUACGAGUUGAACUAAUCGGCAGACUAGUCGAAUGGGUGUUUUUGCGAGUGCAGGAAGUCAGGCACGCGGCUGGGUUAUAAAUACGAGUAUGACAUCAUAUAAAAACAUAGCGAAGCAUUACAAUAAUAAACAUAUAGCAAUAAUAACUAAAGAACACAAUUGUUGUUUGUCGCCAGAGUAUUGUAUGGCCUCAAAAAACAACAAACAACAACCAACAGAACAACAGCGAAAUGA